Molecule: messenger RNA, 2187 nt
Organism: Mucor velutinosus
Lineage: Eukaryota; Fungi; Mucoromycota; Mucoromycetes; Mucorales; Mucoraceae
Product: pH-response regulator protein palA/rim20
Exons: 11
Coding region: 1-2187 (728 amino acids)
Molecular function (GO): ATP hydrolysis activity; ATP binding
Source: RefSeq, a predicted model, not a curated record
AUGAUAGUUGUACCUGUAAAGAACUGUAAACCUGGCAUCGCCAAGGUUUCUUUUGGACAAUUGUCAAAGCUUGGAGCACAGCCAGGUGCUUGGGUCAAGGUGUUGGAUGGACAUGGCAAGGUCUAUCAUUGUUCCAUUUGGCCAGCAGAUAUACCAGAUAAUCAAGUUAUGGCGAGUCAAUUCAUUCAAUACGAGUCGAACGAUCAAGAGAACAGCAUGAUUAUACCCAUUGAAUCAGUAGCAACAGCUAUUAAAGUAGCAUUGAGCUACAAACUUAACAAAAAGGCAACUGAGGAACAGCAAUUGCUAGAGUUUGGAUUUGUCUUUGACAGAGCUACGGAAGCGCAAAAGAAUUCGUACAUUCGACAUACGGUAGAAGGCAACGUCAUUUGCCAAGGAGCCAUCAUCCAAAAAACACCGUUGAUUUCGAUCCAAGUGAUCUCCACCUAUCCACAGGGAAAGUCUGUGUUUCUGGCUUCUGCUAGCCAAGUGAGUGUGAUGGAUGGGAAUACAACAAAGGAGGAUCGCAUACCAGAAUUGGAGAAAUCAUUAGAGGCCAUGUCGAUAACAUCUGAUUCGAGUCAAACCAUUCACAUGUCUAGUCUGCAAAAGGCGUACAAUGCGCUGUAUGAGGUGGUAUGCUUCCCGUUUUUGCACAAAGAUUGGAUCCAUCAGCUGGGUAUCGAGUGUCCCAAGGGCGUCUUGUUGUAUGGCCCUCCUGGUGUAGGCAAGACGUUUUUGGUCUCCUCUAUUGCAAGGAAAUGUAGUGCCAAAAUGUUCAUCAUCCAAGGCCCUGAAGUGUUUGGUCCGUUUAUUGGUGAGAGUGAAGAGAAGCUGCGGGCCAAGUUCAUUCAAGCGAGAGACGUUGCAGUCAAGGAGAAUGUGCCAGUCAUUCUGUUUAUUGACGAAAUCGACGCAUUGACGCCCAAAAGAGACAAUGCACAGUCGCAUGAAAACAGAAUGGUAGCUCAACUAUUGACAUUGAUGGAUGGUAUCGAGUCCAGAGGAAGACUCGUCAUUGUAGGUGCCACAAAUCGGCCCAACUCCAUCGAUCCAGCAUUGAGACGCCCUGGAAGAUUUGAUCGGGAGAUCCAUAUGGAGCCACCCAAUACGACUGAUCGAUAUUCACUGUUUGAAGCUCAAAUGACCAAGAUGCCUUUGGAGAGCAAUGUUGAUAUUGAGGCGCUGGCAGCCAUGACCAACGGCUAUGUCGCUGCUGAUAUCAAUUCGGUGUGUCGAGAGGCGGCCAUGUUAGCAGUGCAAAGAGCCAGUAAAGAAAGGGACAUGGAGGUCAAUGUCAGUAUGUUGGAUUUCACAUCUGCCUUUGCGACAGUGGGGCCAUCCAUGCAGAGAGGCUUUCAAGUGCAAGUAGACAAGAUGAAAUGGGAUGAUGUAGGCGGUCUGGAAGAUGUGAAAAAGAGACUGAAGCAAGCGGUGGAAUGGCCAUUAUUAUACAAGGACUCGUUUAGCAGGCUUGGAUUGAAACCACCACGAGGUAUCCUGCUUUACGGGCCUCCUGGUUGUAGUAAAACAACGCUGGUCAAAGUCAUUGCAUCGUCUGCUAAUGUAGCCUUUUUAUCCAUCAAUGGUGCUCAGCUGUAUUCUCCAUUUGUGGGUGAUUCAGAAAAAGUUGUGCGUACAACAUUCCAAAAGGCACGCGCAUCAGCACCAGCCAUCAUUUUCUUGGAUGAAACAGAAGCCAUUGUGGGCAAAAGAAAUAUGGGGAACGGCGGGUCCAGUGGUGACAGUGUGCAAGAGAGAGUGUUGUCAACCUUGUUGAAUGAAAUGGAUGGCGUAGAGAGCGCUGAUUCAGUCUUGGUAGUAGGAGCAACCAAUCGCCCAGACAUGCUGGAUGCUGCCUUGAUGCGGCCAGGACGUUUCGAUCAAGCUGUCUAUGUGCCGCCGCCUGAUGAAGCAGCACGAGUUGAGAUUUUAAAGAUUCAUACCAAGCAAAUGCCAUUGGAUGUGGAUGUAGAUUUACUAGACAUUGCGAAACGAACAAACUACUAUACAGGUGCAGAUUUACAGAAUGUAUGCAGAGAAGCUGCUAUGGAGGCCUUGCGAAGCAUGAAUACAGCUGCCAAUGUGACAAUGGCCAACUUUAGCAAAUCAAUAGCGACUAUUCCCCCGUCCCUCAACGAAGAGUCUGUGAGACUGUAUAGUAAAAAACUACAUUCUUCAGAAUAA